Messenger RNA from Podarcis muralis (Common wall lizard), 3183 nucleotides. It is a transcript of the gene EHD1, whose product is annotated as EH domain containing 1. NCBI's taxonomy places the organism in Eukaryota, Metazoa, Chordata, Lepidosauria, Squamata, Lacertidae. Gene Ontology annotation, molecular function: calcium ion binding; GTP binding; protein binding. Gene Ontology annotation, cellular component: plasma membrane; cytoplasm. Gene Ontology annotation, biological process: endocytosis; endosomal transport. The record is from RefSeq and is a predicted model, not a curated record.
CCGCCGCGGCUUGAUAAGGAGAGCCGCCGAGCGGCGCGUGGCGUCUGCGGUGCGUUGCGCUGCCGUCGGCUGCUACUUUGCCUGCCGCAUAAACCGCUCUUGAACCCGGAGCCGGCCCCGCAUAUAACGCUCCAUCUUCAUUUUUAUUUUUAUUUUAAUCUUAUUUUUCUCUUCCUUUCCCCCCACCCUUCGCCCGCAGUAGGGUUGGGCUCAGCCAUGUUCAGCUGGGUAAGCCGCGACGCGCGGCGGCGCAAGGAACCCGAGCUGUUCCGCACCGUCUCGGAGGGUCUGAAGCAACUGUACGCCGGCAAGCUGCUGCCGCUGGAGGAGCACUACCGCUUCCACGACUUCCACUCGCCGGCGCUGGAGCCCGCCGACUGGGAGAGCAAGCCCAUGGUGCUGCUGGUGGGCCAGUACAGCACGGGCAAGACCACCUUCAUCCGCCACCUGCUGGAGCAGGACUUCCCCGGCAUGCGCAUCGGGCCCGAGCCCACCACGGACUCCUUCAUCGCCGUCAUGGGCGGCGAGAGCGAGGGCGUCAUCCCGGGCAACGCGCUGGUCGUCGACCCCCGGCGCCCCUUCCGCAAGCUCAACGCCUUCGGCAACGCCUUUCUCAACAGGUUCAUGUGUGCCCAGCUGCCCAACCCAGUCCUGGACAGCAUCAGCAUAAUUGACACCCCUGGAAUCCUGUCUGGAGAGAAGCAGCGGAUAAGCAGAGGCUACGACUUUGCGGCAGUCCUGGAGUGGUUUGCAGAGCGGGUGGACCGCAUCAUCCUCCUCUUUGACGCCCACAAGCUGGACAUCUCGGACGAGUUCUCCGAGGUGAUCAAGGCCCUGAAGAACCACGAGGACAAGAUCCGGGUGGUGCUGAACAAGGCGGACCAGAUUGAGACGCAGCAGCUGAUGCGGGUCUACGGUGCCCUCAUGUGGUCGCUGGGCAAGAUCAUCAACACGCCCGAGGUGGUGCGUGUCUACAUUGGCUCCUUCUGGUCCCACCCGCUCCUCAUCCCGGACAACCGGAAGCUCUUCGAGGCAGAGGAGCAAGACCUCUUCAAGGACAUCCAGUCCCUCCCGCGAAACGCCGCCUUAAGAAAGCUCAACGACCUCAUCAAGCGGGCCAGGCUGGCCAAGGUCCAUGCCUACAUCAUCAGCUCCUUGAAGAAGGAGAUGCCCAACGUCUUCGGGAAAGAGAGCAAGAAGAAGGAGCUGGUGAGCAACCUGGGGGAGAUCUACCUGAAGAUCGAGAGGGAGCACCAGAUCUCGCCGGGGGAUUUCCCCAACCUCAGGAAAAUGCAGGAGCAGCUGCUUACGCAGGACUUCAGCAAGUUCCAGCCGCUGAAGUUGAAGCUGCUGGACACGGUGGACGACAUGCUGGCCAACGACAUCGCUCGCCUGAUGGUGAUGGUGCGGCAGGAGGAGGCUCAGAUGCCCACGCAGGUUGUGAAGGGCGGGGCCUUCGAGGGCACCAUGAACGGGCCCUUCGGCCACGGCUACGGCGAGGGGGCGGGCGAGGGCAUCGACGACCUGGAGUGGGUGGUGAGCAAGGACAAGCCCACGUACGACGAGAUCUUCUACACCCUCUCGCCCGUCAACGGCAAGAUCACGGGCGCCAGCGCCAAGAAAGAGAUGGUCAAGUCCAAGCUGCCCAACACCGUCCUGGGCAAGAUCUGGAAGCUGGCGGACGUGGACAAGGACGGGCUGCUGGACGACGAGGAGUUUGCCCUUGCCAACCACCUCAUCAAGGUCAAGCUGGAGGGGCACGAGCUGCCCGCCGAACUGCCCUCCCACCUGGUGCCGCCCUCCAAGCGCAGGCACGAAUGAUGCCACCUCCCUGUCGAGCGGGAGGGCCCCCCCGCCUCUUGACUCUGCCCAGCCUUUGGGUGGGCCGCCUGCCAUCAGGAACUCGACUUUGAACUCCCCCGCCCCACGAGAACAAAAGACGCCACCCCAAACCCACAGAUGAUUUCGUUUUAUAAAGAAAUGUUUUAAUACAUCUGCUAUCUUUGAGGCAGUCGUCUUGUGUGGUGCUGGGGAGGAAUCUCCUGUCGGUAACAUCUUCUCUAGGCGAGAGCCCGCAAGGGUGGGUGCCAGGUGUGGUGCCAGUCCCAGCACCUGUCUGUCGAGGGGCUCACCUGGGCUGAGGCCCACACCUUGGAGCUUUUCACUCUGGCAGGUGAUUUUCCCGGUCGACGCUCGAGAGGGUGUCUGUAAGUUCCUCGCACCCAGUGGUGUUCGGGUCCUGGUUCAGGGCCUCUGGAUCGUUGUGGGGCCAGCCCCCACUUCUUGGGUGACGCCACCCAGCCUUGGCAACCUUAGGGUGACCUCCUCACUGCCCCCCCCACGCCAUCACAGUCACUUUCUGGGAACAUGCACCACCACCUGUUUUGACACCUCAGACUGACGCAUCACUUCCUGCUUUGCCUAAGAGGUGGUGGUUGUUUUUUUGACAUCACUUCCCCCUCCACCCACCAACCCUGUGCCUUUACAAAGUGGUGCUAUAAUGGGAUUUAAUGGGACCAGCUGCUCACAUCCCGGUGGCAAAGGGUUAACGCUCCCCUUCCCCCCCACCCCCCACGCCAUGCAGGCACUGGGCAAGAAAUUGAUAGGGAGGUGAUGGGGGUGGCAUUGAGUAGAAAGGGGGGGCGGGUUCUCCAUAUUGCACUGAUUUUCUGGCAGGGGUGGGCUCCACAGUGGGCGUGGAGGUCUCCAGGCAUGAGCUAGACCCUGCAGUCUGUUUGGCUCAGAAAAUCCAGGACUUGUGCAUGGGAAAGGAUUUGAAGAUUUUAAGGUUGUACGUUGUGUCUGAAGAGAAGGGAGGUUUAUGAUGGUCUUUGUUACCCUCCAGGCCUGCCAAGGAUGGAAGGAGAUAUAGUUGGGGGUUGGCAUUACAGCCUCCCCCCACCCCCACCCCCAAAAUGACUUCAACCUCUCUGUGUGUGUUUGGGUCGGAGGGAUAAAUGAUUUCGCCCACCUAGCCCUCUGCCAGAAGGUUGAAGGAAGAUGGGCCAGUAUCUUAACCCUGUAGAUGGAACAUGAUUGGCUGAGUCUGCCCAGAGCUGCUUAUUGGGAUUAGAUCCUGCUAAGACCUCGGAGGGGGAUCAAAAGUGCAGCUCGGUGUCAGAAGCAGAGGGAGCUGUUGAAUGUUCCACCUGCAUCCCUUGCAUUAAAGUUGAUUUUUGGAGA